Messenger RNA from Lathyrus oleraceus (garden pea), 1153 nucleotides. Its product is annotated as BURP domain protein RD22. Lineage: Eukaryota; Viridiplantae; Streptophyta; Magnoliopsida; Fabales; Fabaceae. The coding region runs from base 107 to 1006 and encodes 299 amino acids. The record is from RefSeq and is a predicted model, not a curated record. The transcript has 3 exons.
CAUAGUUGUUAAUGGAGAGUAUUUAAAUGGUGCGCGAUGCCACUUGAUUAGGGAGUUAUUUUAUCUCACUCACCAUUUACUACUUAAUCUCUAGUUAAUUUCAACAAUGAAGUUUCCAUAUAUUUCCAUCUUUAUCUCACUCAUGAGUCUUGCACUUGUAUCAACCCAUGCUGCAUUACCCUCUGAAUUGUAUUGGAAGUCCAAACUUCCCACAACUCAAAUGCCAAAAGCCAUCACAGAUCUCUUGAACUCAACUGGUAAAGGAAAAGUAAAUGGGACAAGCAACUCAGGUUAUCCUUUUUUUUACUAUGGUUAUGCUGCAAAUAAAUCACAAUUACAUGAUAAUCCAAACGUGGGAUUGUUCUUCUUGAAAAAGGACUUGCACCAUGGUACAAAAUUCAACAUGCAAUUCACAAAGACCUCAAAAUAUGGAGCAUCAUUUUUGUCUAAACAAGUUGCUACUUCCAUACCGUUUUCAUCAAACAAACUGAAAAACAUCCUUAACCACUUUUCCAUCAAGAACGGAUCAUACGAGUCUGAGUUCGUGAAAAGCACUAUUACUGUCUGUGAAAUGCCCGCCAUCAAAGGCGAGGAAAAGCUUUGUGUAACAUCAUUAGAAUCUAUGGUUGAUUUCGCUGCUUCGAAACUCGGAAACAACGUUGAAGCUGUUUCAACACAAGUGAAAAAUGAAAGUAGUGUGUUACAAGAGUAUGUGAUAGCUAAAGGAGUGAAGAGAUUGGGAGAGAAGAACAAAACUGUUGUGUGCCAUAAGGUGAAUUAUCCAUAUGCAGUUUUUUACUGUCAUAAAACAGAUAAAACAAAAGUUUAUUCUGUGAUUUUGGAAGGUGUUGAUGGAAAUAGAGUUAAAGCUGUUGCUGUUUGUCACACUGAGACAACACAAUGGAGUCAUAACCAUUUGGCUUUUCAAGUGCUUAAUGUUCAACCUGGAACUGAACCAGUUUGCCACUUUUUCACACAGGAACAUGUUGUUUGGAUUUCCAAGUAAAAACACCAAUUCCAUCCAUGAAUACAAUACUUGCAUUAUAAAUUAAGUUACUUUAUAUACUUCUUGUACAAGUGGUAAAAAAUUUAUAUUGUGAAAUGAUCAUUAGUAUUACUUUAAAUAAAAAUUUGAUGUCUUGUUAAUAUAAAA